GCUGCCCCCGGCCCGGCCCCGGCCCCGGCCCCGGCCCGCGCCCUCGUCUCGGCCCGGAGCCGGCGGCGCGCGAGCGGCGGCGAUGAACCCGGUGAACGCCACUGCUCUCUACGUUUCCGCGAGCCGCCUGGUGCUCAACUACGACCCCGGGGACCCGCAGUCCUUCUCCGAGAUUAACAAGCUCCUGCCCUACUUCAGGCAGUCCCUCUCCUGCUGCGUUUGCGGAAAUUUGCUACAAGACCCUAUUGCUCCCACAAACUCCACAUGUCAGCAUUAUGUCUGCAAACCUUGUAAAGGCAAGAAGAUGAUGAUGAAACCGUCAUGUAGCUGGUGCAAGGACUAUGAACAGUUUGAGGAGAAUAAGCAGCUAAGCAUUUUAGUGAACUGCUAUAAGAAACUCUGUGAAUACAUAACGCAAACUCCACUGGCACGAGAUAUUAUCCAAGCAGUUGAUUGUUCUGCAGAUCUUUUGGCUUUGCUCAAAGAUGGAUCACCACUCCACGAAGAGACGGAAAAAUCUUCCGAUACAGCCUUGGCUUUGUGUUUGACACAUUCCCCAGUACCUUCCACCUCAGAACUUACAAACGAUCCUCCAGCUAGUUUUACGUCAGUACCUGAAAGCACACACAACGUUGAUGUUAGAGGUUCUGUUAUCAAUGGGUUGCCCAAUUGUAAUGGGCUUUCAGGAGAUAAACUUGGAGUGAAUAUCCCUUCUCCUGAACACGCGAACACGAUCGAUGUAUGUAGUACUGGAGAGUAUAUAAAAAAUGAAGAUAUCUCUAGCAGCCUGCAGCCUGUGUGUGAUACCGUUUCUACUAGUGACUUGUGUACGACAGGCAUUGACAUCUGCAGCUUCAGUGAAGACAUAAAACCAGGUGGAUCUCUUCUCCUUAGUGUUGAGGAAGUUCUACGGAGCUUAGAGACCGUUUCAAAUACUGAAGUCUGUGGUUCUAAUUUGCAGCCCAGCUUGGAGACAAACAUGACUAACGGCCCUUUCCUGCAACUUUCUCCCCCACCCCUUAGCCAUAACAUUUUCAUGUCCUCAGAUGCUUCUCCUCAUGGAAUCUCGUGUACAGCAGCAACGCCUAAGGUGGUUAAGUUAAACAGAAAGCGAUCUCGAUCGGAAAGCGACAGCGAAAAGGUUCAACCUCUGCCCAUUUCCAGCAUCAUCUGUGGCCCAACGUUGGGAGCAUCAGCUCCUGUAACAGUGAAACAGGAAAACAAAAUGUCUUUGCAGCCUAUUGCAACUGUACCUAAUGGAGGCACUACUCCCAAAAUAAGUAAAACUGUGCUCCUGUCUAACAAAAGCAUGAAAAAGAAUUUAGAACAUGCCCCUAAGAAAUCUCACCCAAAAGCCAAACCAGGAGUGCUGAAAACAAAAGACAAAGCAAAGGAGAAAGUUCCUAGCAGUAACGUUAUGCCAGGAAGCCCAACAAAAACUGUGUAUAAAAAGCCACAAGAAAAGAAAGGGUGUAAAUGUGGUCGUGCCACCCAAAAUCCAAGUGUUCUUACAUGCCGUGGCCAACGCUGCCCUUGCUACUCUAACCGCAAAGCCUGCCUUGACUGCAUAUGCCGUGGCUGCCAAAACUCCUAUAUGGCUAACGGGGAGAAGAAGCUGGAGGCAUUUGCAGUGCCAGAAAAGGCCUUGGAGCAGACUAGGCUUACUUUGGGCAUUAAUGUGACAAGCAUUGCGGUGCGCAAUGCCAGCACAAGCACCAGUGUAAUCAAUGUGACAGGGUCACCAGUAACGACGUUUUUAGCUGCCAGUACACACGAUGAUAAAAGCUUGGAUGAAGCUAUAGACAUGAGAUAUGACUGUUGAAUCUUUCUUUCUUUUCCCUGCCAUCAGUAGGGGAACUGCGACAGUUUUAAGGCAGCUAUGGUUCUGUUUAACUUGCUGGAGCUCCUGCGUUUAGAUCACUUGUAUCAAGUGUUUUUCAUUGCUAUGUUAUGUGUAUUAGUGUCUGGGAAAUAGUUGCAGAUAAUGGAGGAGUUACCCUAAAACUGUUUUUUAGUUCUUACAGCACCUCAUAGUUUGAGAUGAAUUGCUGAUGUAAAUGAUUUUAUCACAAGAUCUUUGGCAAGGAAUAUAUUAACCUCAUUGUACUCGGUCAUGCUUUGUGCUCAGUCAAAGCUUCCGCGUAAAUGUAGCGAAGUGGUAUCUAGUUAGUCCAUUUCAACUGUGCUAGAUUAUGAUGUAGAAAAGUAAUUAUCAGUCAGUUACAGACACUAUUGCUAGAAAAUCACCUAGUGUUCCUGUAGGAAAUGCAGCUUUAAGCUGGGAAAACCAGUCUGAAAAGGCCCUUGGAUAACUUUUGAUUGUGAGAAUUGGCAAUGGAGCAGUUUAAAAAUGAAAAGAUUGGGAAUAUAGUGAGAAAGCUAAUAGCCCCAAGAGCAGUCAGUCUCCAAACAAGGGUCAGUAAGAUCAGUUGCUUACAUGUGAAGGUUAAACUGCUGACUCCAGUGUGCCGUCCCGUUAACACCAGCAUUUGCUUUUUCCUUGACAAUUCCUGAUCUGUCAUGCCCCCCCGCCCCCCGCCAGCUGUUUGUUUGACAUGUUACUAUUUUGAUUGGGGCGGGAAAAUUGCUUAUACACAAAGCAAGUUUUAUUAGCACCACUCUCUCCUCUUUUUUUUUUUUUUUUUGAGAGCUUUUUUUUUUCCCGGGUUACAGAGGAGAGAGGUUCUGUGGCUCUUCCCCCCGCCCCAGGCAGUGUCUGCAAUAUACAGAGACUUCCAGCAAUUAUCACUGUUGAUUUUUUUUACCUUGAGGGUAGUGCUUUGCUGACAGGUAUCUUUCAGCUGGAGCAGAAGAUAAUUUUAUCUAACAAAUAUCCAAAAUAUCUGACCUUAGAAAUCAAUCUGUAUAAUUCACCCAGAAUCCAUCUCAUUUUUCUGUGAUAUAUUUAAAGUUGCUUUCAAAGGGUGAUGCUUUUUGACCUGGGCUGAAAGGCUUCAAAUGGAAAAAAACCACAAAGUUGGCAAAGAGCUUAUUUCAAAAAGCAUUAAAAAUGAAAGCACCUUUGUAGAAAUUCAGCUUUAUAAAAAAAAAAAAAAAAAGUCUUAUUUCAUUGUAAUUCCUAAAUUAGAGUAGAAGCAUUUAGUCUUGCAUUUAAGAUUUCAUUGGCAACCUAAAAAAAAUCAGUUACUUUGCGAAAGCAGAAGUUUCUCCUCUUUGAAUGAUACAGCACAAAUGGGCUGACUAGAACACAAAACAUUACCUUCUAAUUUAAAAGGCAAUUCCUGUUUCAAUAGCAUGUUAAAUAGUACGUGAAUUUUUCAAGUUAGUUAUAACUGCUUCCAUCUUUCCUUUAAUUCAUCUAAUGAAGUCUGCAGCGCUUUCUGACCUAACGUUAGGUGUAUUUUGAUUUGGCACAAAGCAUAUACAAUGAUGGUUACUCACCUAAGAAAUAAGCAAAAACCUUUGGACACAAAUGACACCUCCUUUUGUUUUGUAGUGUACCAUGGUGUCAUUUUCUGUGAAUGUGGUCAGAUCUUUUUGUUGGUUUUGGUUUGUUUCUCCCCCCGUCUUUUUUGUGGGGUGGGUAGGGUGGGGGGUUAAAGCCAUAGGAAGAAAAAUGUGAUGUAUGUGUCCAGUCUGUACUUUUUUGUUUUUGUUUUGCAAGAAGAGUUGAAAAAUAUUUUUGAUAAUGAGUAAAUGGUGGAAAAUGCUUCUUAGUAUUCUUGUCUUUAUUUGCCAACCCAAGUACCUAAGAUCUGUGUUUUUUAGCCCUCAUAAGAUUUAAUGAUGUCCUAUUAAAAUGUAUUUAGUUAAACUUGUAUGUGAUUUUUGUGUUGACCCAAGAGGAUCCUACCAUUUUCUGACAUGGUGGUUUGAUCGUGACCUACUGAUGUAAAUCUGUUUAUUAGUCCGCUACGUGUAAGAAAAGUAGCCAAACCAGAGUCUGGUUUAAGGGGAGUGAGAUGUGCAGCAUGGGUUGUUUCUAAAUGCUUUUGCAGAGCUGUUAAGUUUUGCUGGGAUUGUUGAUGGUACAUUUACUAGGACUUGUAUUACAUUAUAUACGUAGUACCUUUGCUCCACAAAUGUGGGAGGACUUGGAAUCUUCAAUUUCUCACUGCUGCAUUGAAUAUGGUACCAAAAUCUGGUGGUUUAGGUCGAGUGUGUUUGGAACCGUUGACAGGAGAGCCCUGAUCGUUACUGUAAAAGUGCAAAUGGUAGAUUCAGGUUGUUUCUAAAAACAUUUCCUUUUAUGCUGCCACGUUCUUGAAAUGUAUAUUAAAAUUCUAAUUGAUUUAAUAAAUGUUAGUUUUCUAAUUCUAUUUUGCAACUGCUAAGGGCAUCAGUGUGGCAUAUGUUGAACUUAUUGUCUAAAUACUACUUAGUCUGUUGAUGACUAAUUCUGUAAUUGUUUAAAUUAGGGCUUGUUUGGUUUGCUUUUUCUUUUAAACCUCCUGGCUAGUAGUUGUUGAAUAAGCUGAAUGAUGGAAAGGAUCAUAAUGUUUCUGAAAAGAAUUGCAGUGGUUCUAGUUUGAAAAGCUUUAGUUUCCAUUUUACAGUGACCUUACAGCGUGGUGUUUGGGGACCUUCCCACUGUUGCUUGUUGUGAAAAGGAGUUAAGUGAAAACUCCGUCCAGCAUAAUCCAUGGCAAGGCCUCGCUCCCUGUUGGCCAUAUGUGGAGAAGCACUGGGGAAUCACUGACGGAGAGCAGUUGCAGUGAUAAUUUUAGCUCUAGCUUAGCCUGUCUGGCCUGGGCUGGCGGGAUUUCCCCUGUUGCUGCCGACCUGGCGUUCCUGCUGUGGUGCUGUUGAUGAGGAGAACUUUCUCAGUGCUGGCACAGAGGAGGCUGCUUGGGGGUUUCUUUUCAUAUAGGAAGGGUGUGAUACUUCAGCUUUCUUCCCAGUCCGCCUCAGGAAGUGAUAACUUUCAAACUUUAAUAAAAUUCUGUCAUUUGUAGAGCUGGAUUGGAAGGAAAAAGCAGCAAAUGUCUUCCUAUUGCAGUCUUCCUGCCUGGAAAUGUCUUGAAGAGAUGGAAAGAACAGAGCUUCUUCUGGAAGGGGCAGACUUUUGAUCAUUUUUGAUGUGUACCAGUACAAAACUAGCCUAGUGCUUCUGGUCAUCUCAAUCCAAACAUAUGAAGGACACUCCUUCAAGAAAGAGAAAACAUUUAAACUUUCAUUUCAAAUGGAAAGGCUCUUUCCAUGUAUCAUGCAUCACUGAAAUCACUCGGUUGGAAUUAAACGCUGGAGGGAGGAGGGGAAGGGAAGUGAAACUGGAAACAAACACUUGGUUUGUGUUGACUUGGCUGCUCUCAUAGCAGUUCAUUCGUGCAGGUGAUGUUCUUGUUCUCUCACCUGUCCACCCCCAACAUACAGUACCUGGGAACAGUGGGGUCACUGCAGGCUCUUCUGUUACUGUUGAACUCCCUGCAGAAGUUCUUGUGCACGCACACGAAUUUGAAAACACUACCAUAAACGGAGGAGGCAGGUAACAGAUGCUGUCUUCUGCAGCUGCUUCAAUUUGUGUCAUUGUGGAGUUUCUGUGUACAUAAGGUGAGGGUGACACCCCCCCCCCCGCAAGUACCAUCAAAUUUUGAAUUGUCAGAAAAGAACCUUGUAGAGUUGCAAUGUACCAGCAGUCUGAAAUAAAACCUGAAAAUCCUGCUUUCAAAGGCAAGUACUUCUAGCACAGCAAGAAGCUUGUUGUUCAGUGAAACUGAUGGACUUUGAAGAAAAAGAUAUACAGAUGUGGCACAUGAAUCUUGCAAAGAAAUCUGGUGUGAUCCAGACUAAAAGCAUCUCUUUACUGGAUGUAAGCACACACCCCAGUCAUUUUUUAUGUAUUAUUUUUUUAUACAAAUUAUAUUUGCAGUAAAAACUUGAAUUGUUAACAGAAACUUUCCUGAGGAGUGAAACAACAAAAAAGAGCAGCUUUGUAUACGUUAGAAUAUCUUCAGAUGUAUGCGGCACAGCUGAUGAAAUUCACUCUGAAAGCUGUAAUACUUCUUAUAGUACUGAUAAUGUUGCAAGCACAUCUUCUUUGUCCGGUCUUAACUAUUCCAUUUUUAGAAUUGAAGUGCAUUUGGUAUUUUCAAGGAAACCAGAGGUCCCUACUGAAAAGUGUGCAAUACACAGAUAUCCAUGGGAAGAACGCUGAGCUGCCAGUCUCACGGAUGAAGUCAUAAGAUAACGCAGCAAUUCUGCUUAAGCAUUUGCAUAUAAAAAAAUCAAAGUUUUUUUGUUUUUCCUUCUUUCCAUGCCACUUGCCGAGGAUCCAGGAGAUGUCUGUUUUAAGGAGAGAUUAAAAUGAGGGACUUCAGAAUUUCGGUAAGUCAGCACAGGGAUGGUGCUCCACGUUGAGGAGGAUGUGAGGAAGGUAAGUGCUAGGAUGGCUUCUUUCCACAGUAUUUUAUAGAAGAAAGCCUAGCCUUUUGGUUUUGGUAGGCUUGCUGACAGGUAACUGGACGUUGUGAGCUCAGUAGCAAUAGGGAAGACAAUUUUGGGACAGCAGCUGGAGAUUAAGUGGAAAAAAAAACUAGUCUAUGCCACUACCAUGAGACAGGUUUUACUUCUUCAAUUCAGAAGUCCUUUAUUUGCCAAAAAGAAAAAGAAAUUACAAAGUAAAAAUACAAGGAUAAAACCAUGCCAGCACAAAAUGUCUCCACACUAUUUUUACAAAGUAUGAGAACCUUUAUUAUUUAAAUAUUCAGUUUCUAAAACCAUCACCCAUAUACCAUCACAAGAUUAAAAGGGUAAGCAUCGUUUACAUGUUUUUAUUACAGCAGCUCAUGCUCUUCACUGAGGUUCAUUUUUAAUUGCAUAGACCUAGGUUACUGUGAUUUAGAAGCGCCAUACUCCAGAAGUACACACCGUUAAAAUGACACUUCAGUGACCUCUUUUUUUCUUUUGGUCUUCCAGGCGUAUUUCAGAAACUAAACACAGUACCUUGGUUGGCGUAUCUCAAGUCAGCUUUCUUAAAUUCUUAGCUCACAAAAGCAGGAAGGUUUUCUGCCAUGUUUUCUGUAAACCUGAGACUGACUGGAAUUUCUUUUUGCUGUCCGUGUCUGUUUUGCAACACUGCCGCUUGGUGGCAGACCAGCAGAAGGGGAACUAUGCCAGCGCCUGGGCUUUGCAGACAAAAACUGUAGUGAAGGAAUUACUACUGAGAUUUUGGAAAAAAAAAAGAAAAAAAGUCAAGCUAGUACCAUUUGAGCAGUAAUUGCAUGUGGUUGUAUCAAACCGCAUCUCCUGUCUUAGUACUGCGGAGAGAGAGUAUUUGUGAAUAUAAAAAUAAUAAGUGAGGUUUUCUGUAAGGACACAGUGUAUUUUUGCUAGAUAAAAUCAGACUAGAGCUAACAAAUAAAGAUGUAUUCUUUUAUCAUGCAAAACUGAAUUUUACUAAUUUUUCUGACUAUAGGGAAAAAGGAAUCCAGCUCAUAAUAGACUUCUGAGAUAGACUUCCAACGAAAAAUACAAGAUCUGUCUUUAAAAGUAUGCAACAUCUAAAGUGGCACUGACAGUUGCAGACAGGAGGUGAAGUCAAAAUAAGUGGGUUCCUACAAGUCUUUUGUGCUAUAAUUCUUGGGUUGCUUUAUUUUAGAGAGCUUUGUAGCCUCUGAAACGCGUGUGUUGCAGCUGAAUAGAUUGGUGUCUGUAUUGGCAAACAUCCUGGUCUUUUUAUAUUUUGACUAUCCCAGAAAGGGAAACUCUGAAAGUAUGACAGGAGUUCCCAAAUUUACUAUGCUUAUAUACUGCAGCUUUAGAAACCUUCCAUCUGGAGAAGCUAUGAGCAGGGCGAAGUUGCAAGUCGGAUGUAGAAUGUGUCAUUUAUCAAUUGAUCUGUGGUUGCUGAGUUACGAUUAUUUGUACGUGUAUUUGCUCAGGUACAAGAGAGAGACUGGAUUUCUACUCCAGAAGGAAAUACUACAAACUACUGCAUAUUUUGCUUUGAGAUCAUAGUAGUGGUGGUUUCUGUAACUUGUCCUUGUAUGUGAGGCAAAACAUUUGCUGUAAGGUUGUUUGUUUUUAAUUUAUUAUUAUUAUUAUUAUUCCCUCAAUUAGCUUUGUUGUGUUGCCCUGCUAGAAAAGCAUGAAUUAGGUUUGAAUCACUCUACUUUGUCAGAGAAGCAGUUAAAGUAACACGAAGGUUCAAUUUCAGCCCAGAAUGGGUUAUGUUCUUGUUCCGUUGAGUAAUCUUUGUCUUUGGAAAGAUUGCAAAUUUCAUCAAACUAUGAGUUAUGGGCCACUAAACCCCGAUACUGAAGAAAAGAGUUGCAAUGCUUUGCCUUGGUUCUUUCAGGUGAAAAGUGGACAGAGCUGGUUACACUUGGCAGUUGUGCAACUUUCAUCCUAUGUACAUUUCUGCAGUCAUUCCUAGUUUUUUCUGCAUUUGUGUCUUUGUGGAGUCUUUCCCAGUAAAGCUUUUCCUCUCUGGGUUAUAGCGAUAAUGGAGAUGUAACUCAAACAUCCUGAUGUUGAGCAGAGUGUCUUCUUGUGCUCUUGCUCUUGUGUGCUUGUUGCAUUCAAGGAGGCAUUUAAGGGGCUUAUCCAUUAAGGGGCUUGGUCAGAGUGGUGUCUCUCCCCUCACCCCCCCUUAAAUCUUCUACUGUAGAAUGCAAGAUACCUGUAAGUGCCUUUGCUAAGAACCUGGGCAUCCAGAGUUUCCCAAAUAUAUGAAAAAAAUGUAUGCAUCCCAGGAUCCUGGAUUUUUCCAUAUA
Cygnus olor (mute swan) is the source of this 8675-nucleotide messenger RNA. RefSeq names its product MSL complex subunit 2 (gene MSL2). The transcript has 2 exons. The record is from RefSeq and is a predicted model, not a curated record. Lineage: Eukaryota; Metazoa; Chordata; Aves; Anseriformes; Anatidae. Gene Ontology annotation, cellular component: MSL complex. Gene Ontology annotation, molecular function: ubiquitin protein ligase activity. Bases 83 to 1822 code for a protein of 579 amino acids.